This is a messenger RNA of Nematolebias whitei (Rio pearlfish), 2181 nucleotides long. RefSeq names its product thyrotropin receptor-like. The record is from RefSeq and is a predicted model, not a curated record. NCBI's taxonomy places the organism in Eukaryota, Metazoa, Chordata, Actinopteri, Cyprinodontiformes, Rivulidae. Gene Ontology annotation, biological process: G protein-coupled receptor signaling pathway. The transcript is spliced from 11 exons. Gene Ontology annotation, molecular function: thyroid-stimulating hormone receptor activity. Gene Ontology annotation, cellular component: membrane. The coding region runs from base 1 to 2181 and encodes 726 amino acids.
AUGAAGCUGAAUGUGAAACUUUUUUCUUUUAUUUCCAUGACUGUUGGACUUACUCUCUCUUUAAAAAAAUGUCCACCUCGUUGCAAGUGUGAUUGGGAGAGCAACAGUGUUUCAUGCAUCGGAGUGGAGGAGAUGCCUUUGUUUGAUUCUUCAACACAAGAGGUGUGGUUUGUGAGGACAAACAUUUCUUCCAUUCCUCAAAAUGCAUUUGCCAGUUUACUCAACAUUUCUCACAUAUACAUCACUGAUGACGACACUUUGAGAUCUCUUGAGAAGCAUUCUUUUCACGACCUAUCUGCGGUCACGCACAUACAGCUCAAUGGCAUCAAAACACUGUCAUACAUUCAUCAAGAGGCUUUUAAGGAACUUCCUAACCUAAAAUAUCUAGGAAUCACUAACACAGGUCUCACGUCAUUUCCUGUGCUAAACUAUAUAAAGUCAAGACAAGAAGAUUUUAUUUUGGAAAUAGUGGAUAAUGUCUUCAUUAAGUUCAUUCCUCCUAAUUCUUUUAGUGGAAUGUCCAUGAAUUCUCUAACCAUCAUGCUGAACAACAACGGUUUAAGAGAGAUCCAGCGCUAUGCUUUUAACGGGAGCAGACUGGAGGAAGUGUACCUUCACAGGAAUGUGGAUUUGGAGCAUAUCGAUGAAUUUGCAUUUUAUGGGGUGAUUCAUGGCCCAACACACUUAGACCUUUCAGAAACCAAGGUGCACUCGUUGCCUUCAGUAGGUAUGAGCAGCAUCGAGAAGCUCCAAGUUAACAAAACGUGGGCCCUCAAAGCGCUGCCACCCCUAAGUGCAUUUCUUCAUUUGCAAACCGCUCAUUUGACAUUUCCAAGCCACUGCUGUGGUCUGAAAAUGCUCAAAAGAUUGAGAAGACACACAGAAGAAGUUUUCUGCAACCUGACCAGGGCUGGUUUGGGAAAGCUGCAGGACUCUUCCGAUCUCUCACAAAAGCAUCUGGAACACCAAGUCUCCCAACAUCUGCAAGGCGGCUUUAAUAUCCUAACUACUGGCGGCACAGAUUACAACCUGAACUACGCUGUUGGUUGUCCGAACAAGCUGUCUCAGGAGGAGGGUUUGUUUUCAGUGGAUUUAGCUUCAGAGCAGUUUAGGGAGGAUUUUGACCUUGGCCUGUGUGAUCAUCACACAGAUAAUGGACCUUCAUGCACACCUCUGCCUGACGCCUUAAACCCCUGUGAGGAUAUAAUGAGCCAAGGCUUCCUGAAGGUUUUAGUCUGGGUGGUUAGUUUGUUAGCCAUCUCAGCCAACUCCUUAGUGCUGCUAACCCUGCUGACAUGCCAACAGAAGCUGUCUGUCACCCGCUUUCUAAUGGGUCAGCUGGCCUUUGCAGACGGAUGCAUGGGCAUGUACUUAAUGCUCAUUGCAUUUGUCGAUUUCUACACACACUCGCAUUAUUAUCGUUACGCCAUUUCCUGGCAGACAGGAAGCGGGUGCAUUCUGGCCGGGAUUUUAUCCGUGUUUGCCAGCGAGUUGUCCGUGUACACAUUGACUUUAAUCAGCUUUCAGCGCUGGCACGCCAUCUUUAAUGCAAUGAGGCCAGACAGACACAUGAGGCUGAGGCACACAGUAGUGCUGAUGCUCAUAGGAUGGCUGCUCUGCGUAACCAUAGCUCUGCUGCCAGUGCUCGGUGUGAACACGUACCAGAAAGUAAGCAUUUGUUUGCCCGUGGACACAGAGUCAGCUCUUGCCCGGGCUUAUAUAAUUUCUGUGUUGAUCAUUAAUGUCAUCGCUUUCGCCAUGGUAUGUUUGUGUUACCUUCACAUCUACUGCAUGGUGCACAACCCCCAGCGUCACUCCAGCAGAUUUGAUACAAAUAUGGCAAAACGCAUGGCUGUUCUUAUCUUUACCAACUUCCUCUGCUUGGCUCCCAUUUGUUUUUAUGGCCUGUCUGCAGCUUUCCACCAGCCACUCAUGACCAUCACAGACUCUAAGGUGCUGCUCGUGCUUUUCUACCCUCUCAACUCUUGUGCACACCCAUUUUUUUAUGCCAUUCUAACAAAAGCAUUUCACAGAGACAUCUUGAAGUUGCUCAGUCGCACAGGGCUGUGCCAGCGGCGAGCACACUUCCACCAAAACCAACUCAUCCGUGUUACGCCUCACAGUUACAGAGAGAAAGUGCUUGCCCUUUCAUCCGGACACCAACAUCCCAAAACGUUUUAA